Gigantopelta aegis is the source of this 2939-nucleotide messenger RNA. RefSeq lists its product as uncharacterized. The transcript is spliced from 23 exons. The record is from RefSeq and is a predicted model, not a curated record. The coding region runs from base 1 to 2856 and encodes 951 amino acids. Lineage: Eukaryota; Metazoa; Mollusca; Gastropoda; Neomphalida; Peltospiridae.
AUGGUCGCUGGAGCUCUUUUGUGUUUGCUUGUUCUAAUUAACUAUGCAAAUUCUGCGACAGUUCAUCUUUAUGUAGGACCAAAUGGUUCGGAUUCUAACAACGGAUUGGAUGAAACUCGUCCUUUAAAAACUCUCGAUAAAGCCAGACAAAAGCUUGAUGAAAAUGGCAUCAAAGGCAACACUGUGUUCGUCGAACUUCUGGCAGGGUACCACGAUCUGAGUUCCACUCUUCACUUCACGCAUGGCUACUCACACCCAGUCACUUUCCGGGCUUACAAACAUCAGGAAGUACACGUUACUGGCGGCAAGAGAAUUGACAGCUCUCUGUUCCAUCACGUGACUGACCACACUGAACAACAGCGUCUGCCACAAGUAGCCAGGAACAAGGUGGUCAAGGUUCACCUGCCUGAUGCUGGUAUCACGGAUUAUGGUCACGUGUCCAGGUUUGGUUUCGGCAGCACUCGAACUGCGCCUCUUGAACUCUUCAUCAACGGGAAUCCAACAAGAUUCGCGCAGUGGCCAAACGAGGGUUUCAUCAACAUCAAGACAGUGUUAGAUGGAGCUCAAGGCAAGAGAUUUACAUACUCUGAUGUGGGCAACAGGGAUUCCAACUGGGUUCAUGAGAAGGAGCCGUGGGCGUAUGGAUACUGGUACUGGGGGUGGGCAGAUGACGCAGUCCAAGUCACGAAUAUAGACGCACACAGUAAAACGAUGACAUUGGCAAAUAAUCCUAGAUUUGGAUUGAGAAUAGGUAGCCUUCCUGAAGGUGGAUAUGCAAGACAGGGAGGAUAUUUUAGAGUCAUCAACAUGUUGUGUGAGCUGGAUGAGCCAGGAGAGUCUUACAUCGAUCGGUCCACGGGUGACUUAUACGUCUGGCCCAAUACACCAUCGGGACGCAUUAGCAACUCGGACGUUGUUUACGCCUCGCUGAUUGGAACUUGCAUAAGCAUGGAUUCUGGAGUGAAUAAUUUGGUGUUUUACGAUUUCUCCAUCGAGGCAUGUCGAUAUUUCGGAUUCAAAGCCAAUUCUGUCCACAACAUCAAGUUCCUACUCAUGGAAGUUAAAAACACAGGUGCUGUUGGCAUAUCGCUUGGCGGUGACAGCAGAUCCAUUACUAUAUCGAGGUGUGAAAUUCAUCACGGGGAUGGUGGUAUUUACAUAUCAGGUGGAGUUCGCUCAACCCUGACUCCUUCAGGAAACCUGAUCGAGGACAAUCAUAUAUGGUGGUACAGCAGAAUGGGAGCUGUUGGCAAGCAUGGAAUAGACUGUAAUGGCGUCCACAACACGAUACGUCAUAAUCACAUGCAUGAUGGCCAGUACACAGCUAUCUGGUGGAGUGGCAACGACCACGUCAUGGAAUAUAACCACAUCUGGAACAGCUGCGUCAACGCCAGCGACUGUGGCGCCGUCCAUGCUGGAAGAGACUGGACGAAUAGAGGUAACGUAAUACGUUACAACUACAUUCACCAUACGUUACGUUACUGGCCUGGCUCUACAGUUAGAGGCAUCAUGCUCGACGACCAAUACUCCAGUGUCAACAUCGAACACAACGUAUUCUAUGACAAUGAAGUUCAUGCCAACAUAGGCGGAGGCAGAGACAACAUAGUCAGGUACAACGUCUUCUACAAUGCGACGUCGUCAUCACUUCAGUGUGAUGGUCGGGGACUGCCCCACGGCAAUCGUAAUAGUGGCACGCUCGAUACACGACUAAAGGCGGUGCCCUAUACCAGUCAAUUAUGGAAGGACAGGUAUCCCAAGUUGGCUGCUAUAAACCAGGGCAAUCGAUAUGCUCCCGAAGGCAAUCAGAUUUAUGACAACGUCUACUACAACCAUAAAGGGAUACGGUUCAACAACAUCAGCCCCAGCAUCCAGCAGCCAACAUAUGUUGAUUCACACGACAACUAUAAUUCACGAUCACCAACUGACUUCUGGUCUCCAAAGAAUGCUGACUUCCGUCUGCGGUGUCUGGCAGCUGAUUGGGCCAACAGUGAGAAUGUUCCUCAACCAAUCAGUGUGGACAGAGUUGGGCCGCAACACAAAACCGGACCAUAUUAUUUACAUUCGGGUCAACACAAUACACAUCAUCUGUUACCUCAUCCGGCUCCUUGUGAAGGCACUGUCGCCCCAGCUACCAAGACACCGAAAACACCUUACCUGUCUGAUGGGUCAGGACCAAACACCAUCCAUCCCGAGAUUACCAACCAUGGUUGUUGGCUCAUCAUCACUGGGUGUCCACUCCAUCCAACGAGCGGCACUAGUCGAGACCAUUACGGAGAACAACAUGAACACUCUGGAACGGACCAGGAGGCUUGUCUAGCGCGAGCUGCCAAGUUAUGGAAUUACUGUGGUUCACCCAGCAACCACACGGUCACCGCCGUGUUUGGACCAACAGGCGCCAUGACGGUUGCGGGUACAGGCUGCUACUUUGCUGAUUACGGAUGUCCGAAACACAAGAUCAACCACGGUAGUGGUGCCCUCUACCGAGACAGUUACGGGGAGCAACAUGGCGGACUUCAUAACGAAAAAGCAUGUCUCGAUCGCGCUAGAGGUGAAUGGGUUUGGUGUGGAUCCGACCCUGACUUCCCCGUCACAAGUCUGUACCGCCCAACGGGUAAAACGAGCACCGCUGGAGGGGGUUGCUGGAUUCAAAUCAAAAACUGUCCCGCCGAUUCCAAUUUGAACCACAAAUUUUUCUACGAUGCUUGGGGAGCAACAAACCUAGACACAGGCGUUGGCAGUAACGAAUGUUUCGAUCGAGCCACAUUCUACUGGCGGAAAUGCGGUAGUUAUCGGCAAUUCCCAGUCACUGCGCAUUUCCGGCCGACUGCAUCUUCACAUACAGUACCAGUCGUGUGAAUACUGUUAUUAAAACAUAAUGCAAUGUAGAUGUAUCCAUGUGUUCUACAAUAAAGGUUUAUAAAAACAAUCAUAAUUUGAAU